This is a messenger RNA of Ctenocephalides felis (cat flea), 2750 nucleotides long. It is a transcript of the gene Marf, whose product is annotated as transmembrane GTPase Marf. Gene Ontology annotation, cellular component: mitochondrial outer membrane. The transcript has 15 exons. Lineage: Eukaryota; Metazoa; Arthropoda; Insecta; Siphonaptera; Pulicidae. Gene Ontology annotation, molecular function: GTP binding; GTPase activity. Gene Ontology annotation, biological process: mitochondrial fusion; mitochondrion localization. The record is from RefSeq and is a predicted model, not a curated record. The coding region runs from base 252 to 2603 and encodes 783 amino acids.
AAUGCAAUAUUGGAAUAUUACCAAAUAAUUCAAUUUUUAUUAAUAAUGAUUUGACAAAAAACACUUUUAAAUUUAAAUAAUAAAGGAUCUAAAUAUUUGUUUCAAAUGAUCAUGAUAAAUUUUAACUGAGUUUGUAUAUUUUUGCCUGCAUUCACAAUCAAAAAAUCUAUAAAAAAAAAAAGUUACACUUGGGUAAUUGAACCAAAAAAAUACACUAAUUUUAUAUCCGACUGCUGUCCUCGGUUUGUGGCAUGGCUGCAUAUCUAAACCGCACAAUAUCCAUGGUGGCUGGAUCUGGUCAAAACGGAAACUCUGUGAACAACCGCUUGGAAUCUGCAAUGGCUGGUGGUGAUCAUCGUUCUUUGCGUUCCAACAUGGAAUCUUCACCACUACAGAUCUUCGUGAAAGCUAAGAAAAAGAUAAAUGAUAUAUUCGGGGAGAUUGAAGUUUUUGUUCAAGAAACAUGUGACUACAUGGAAGUGAUGAACAAUUCAACAAAAGAAAUUAUCGAUGAGCAGGAAGUAAAAAAAAUUGGCACAUAUGUACAAAAAGUUAGAGGCAUUCGAGAAGUGUUGUGUAGAGAUCACAUGAAGGUUGCAUUUUUUGGUAGAACCAGUAAUGGCAAAAGCACAGUUAUUAAUGCGAUGUUACGUGAUAAAAUUUUACCAAGCGGAAUUGGACAUACAACAAAUUGUUUUCUGCAAGUUGAAGGAACUCCUGGACAGGAAGCCUAUCUUGUUACUGAAGGCAGUGAAGAAAGGAUGAAUGUUAAGUCUGUUGGACAACUGGCUCAUGCUUUGUGUGAAGAGAAGUUGAGCGAGUCCCAGCUUGUGAGAAUAUUUUGGCCUAAGGAAAGAUGUCUUUUACUUCGGGAUGAUGUGGUGUUUGUGGACAGUCCUGGUGUGGAUGUUACACCUAAUUUGGAUGGAUGGAUUGACAAACAUUGCUUGGACGCCGAUGUCUUUGUUCUAGUUGCUAAUGCAGAAAGUACACUUAUGGUCACGGAAAAGAACUUCUUUCACAAAGUGUCUACACGACUGUCCAAACCAAACAUUUUCGUUCUGAACAACCGUUGGGAUGCUUCUGCUUCUGAACCGGAAUUUCUAGAUCAGGUCAGAGCACAGCAUCUGGAGCGAUCGGUUGACUUCCUGGUGAAAGAAUUAAAAGUUUGUACGCCUAAAGAAGCUGACGAAAGGGUUUUCUUCAUAUCGGCCAAAGAGGUUUUGAAUGCACGACUUCAAGAACAGAAGGGGCAACCACCACAUUCAGGGGCACUCGCUGAUGGCUUUCAGACGCGAUAUUUUGAAUUCCAAGAUUUUGAGAGGAAAUUCGAGGAAUGCAUUUCACAGUCUGCAGUCAAAACGAAGUUUGAGCAGCAUUCGCAGGGGGGCAAAAAUAUUGCCAUUGAAAUGGAAAGUACUCUUGACUCAAUAUACAAACGUGCUGGUACAUUGCGUGAAGAAACAUUAGAGAAAAAACGAAAGGUAUCGGACAGUUUAAAUUAUACUGAAACUCAACUUAUGGCAGCAACUCGAGAAAUGAAAGAAAAAAUACAUGGCAUGGUUGAGGAUGUCGAACAAAGGGUCUCUAAAGCUUUGUCAGAAGAAAUCCGAAGAUUGGCCGUUUUAGUCGAUGAAUUUAGUUUGCCCUUCCAUGCUGAGCCUCUGGUUUUAAAUGUCUACAAACGAGAAUUACAUGCCCAUGUAGAAAAUGGCUUGGGCUCAAAUCUUCGUGCCAGAUUAUCAACUGCUUUGGCAAUGAAUGUUGAGGCAGCACAGAAAGAAAUGUGUGAGCGUAUGGGUGAACUACUAUCAGACUGCCCGAGUGCCAAACAGCAGAUAGAAUCAGCACCACGAACAGGACCAUUUGAAAUCCUCUAUCGAUUGAAUUGCGAUAACCUAUGUGCAGAUUUUACCGAACGAUUAGAGUUUAGGUUUUCUUGGGGCAUCACUGCCCUUAUACAACGUUUUGCCGGCAAAAAGGCUAAUAGAUUGGCUAUAGCCAACUAUCCAGAAGGGGUUCCAAACCAAGCUAUGACUCCAACAGCUUCUGGUGAUUAUUCUUUAGUAUCCCAAAACGGACAGAAUUCUGGUGUACCGUGCUAUGCAUCAAGUCUUUUGCGAGAUGAAUGGGGCAUCAUAUCUCGUGUGGCUGUUGCUUCAAUCGGAUCACAGGGUACUAUGGGUGGAUUGCUAGUAGCUGGAUUUAUGUUGAAAACGGUCGGAUGGCGUUUGUUAGCAGCAGCAGGAGCCUUGUAUGCCAGUGCGUAUCUAUAUGAAAGACUCACAUGGACUAAUAAAGCAAAAGAAAGAGCCUUUAAGAAACAAUAUGUUCAACAUGCUACCAGAAAACUUAGGCUUAUUGUGGAUCUUACUUCGGCCAAUUGCAGUCAUCAAGUUCAACAAGAAUUAUCAAGUACGUUUGCUAGACUUUGUCAUUUGGUUGAUGAAGCGACUACAUCAAUGAAUAAAGAGCUUUGCUCGCUAGAACAACAAAUUUGCAGAUUGGAAUCACACAGUUCAGAAGCUAAGGUGCUUCGUAAUAAAGCAAAUUAUAUAAUGAAUGAAUUAGAUUUGUUUGAAGGUAGUUUUCUUAAAAUGUGAUAGGCAAUCAUAACGGCAGCUGGACUUAAGAGCCUCAUCACAUUGGAGAUUUCUAUACUAGGAAAUAUAUAAUUUACGAACAAACAAUUUAUAAUAAAAGCUAGUGAAAAGGUAGUGCACAUGUAAACACUUUAAAGUGAUUUUUGU